AUGCCAAUACUGUUUCACUGCUCAAACGCACAUCUCCCUUCACGCUACAUAUUCAACGUCCUCCUCUAUCAGCCCGACUUGGCGCAGUAUACAUCUAUCCUGGAUUUGCACUCCUCGAUGACAUUCGUGCCCGACAGUAGUGCUCUUCUCAAACAUAUGGCAGCAAAAGAUAUUGAUCCCUCUGUAUUUGAGUCGAGAAUCUGUUGGAAAAGCGUGGGGGCAAGUUUGUUAAUGAGUAUUUGCUCCAACAUAACAAGCCUGGCUUUGAAUGACGAUAGUAUUCUUGCCUUGCUCGAGUAUAGCCCAUCGUUAUGGGGCACUUUCGAGUGUCCCCAACUGAAAUAUCUUGAGUGUCAGCUGAACACAACGGAUGAACGAAUUUUCGAUGUGCUAUUAUCCCUUCUUCACGCUUCUCCCACACUGGAUGUUCUGAUCCUUAGCACGACGAAAACCGAUGAGGACUGGGCACAACUUCUCAGGCACGCCAUGUACAAGUUGCUCCCUCCCCUCAAUAACGUGGCUGAGAUUCAGGCCUUGUGGUGCCUGGUAAUGACGAGUUAUGAGACAAGCGGAAGAGAGACGCGGGACAUCAUCAUUCCUGUCAAGAACAUCCGCACCUUCAAAUACAGUGUCGACGCAAGCUCCGAGGUGUCGUCCAGACUUGAGCCAGAGUUAGUGGGACCUCGCCUUCCGAAUAACACUUUUCGGGCCUUGACAGCAUCGGCAGUGACUUUGAAGUGUCUUACAAUUGAUAAUCACGAAAUAAAGAGAGACUUCUAUUCGCGUUCCAUGUUCGUUUCUCCACAGCAGAUACGCCAGUUUUAUCAGCUGGAUACCCUCGAAAUCCGCCAAUCGUGCUAUUGCAGGCACGAGCGUGGAAAGAAAAAGCUGGAAGAAGAGGACUGGAAUAGAAACACAUACCUGGCCGACUUUCUUCCUACCACGGUAGAGCAUUUAAUAAUCCUUUGGAAGCCAGAUCGAACGACCUACCGAUGCUUGGACUGUGUCUUGUAUUUGGGCCAGCGUGCAGUGGCUGGCGACUUUCCGAUGCUUAAAAGCGUCGUUGUCCAAUGUCGCAUCCCUUCUGCUAUGAUGCAUGGCCUUCCAGGGCAAGACAACGGCGAGUACGCUGGGAUCAGUGAGGAGGAUGACGCCGUGGCGGAGCUAGAGGGACCGGCACGUCGUCUAAGAGAAGCCUUUGAGGGCUCUGAUGUGGCCACAGCGUUCCGGAUCUGGAGUCCCGUUGAUAAAACCUAUGUGAACAUCGAUGGUGAGGGUGGUGUAGAGAAAUUCGAUUUGUAG
Fusarium pseudograminearum CS3096 is the source of this 1302-nucleotide messenger RNA. RefSeq lists its product as uncharacterized. The record is from RefSeq and is a predicted model, not a curated record. The coding region runs from base 1 to 1302 and encodes 433 amino acids. NCBI's taxonomy places the organism in Eukaryota, Fungi, Ascomycota, Sordariomycetes, Hypocreales, Nectriaceae. The transcript has a single exon.